CAAUACAACUUAUAAUCGGAACCGGUCCGCUCCAUCCGGUCCGAGUCUUGGUCACGGCUUAUGAGGAUAUGCGAAAAAAGAGCGAACUCCAAUUUUAUGAUUUGAAGUCAAUUCUUUAGUUUCAAAUAUGGAAACUUCAGAGAGCAACAGUCCGAUCAUUCCCAACAGCGGCAAUUCGAUAGCAUUGUCGACGCCGGUGUGGCCGACGAUCGACGGCCCUCUGGGUCUGACGGAGGACGAGUCGUUGAGCUACGCUCGUAAAUUCUAUCACUUUGGAUUCGCCCUUUUGCCCUUGCUUUGGGCCGUCAAUUGCUUCUACUUCUGGCCCGUUCUCCGCCACUCUCGCGCUUUCCCUCGUCUCCGUCGCUAUGUUGUUGCAUCGGCGGUUGGGUUUUCAGUCUUUGCAGUUCUUCUCUCCUCAUGGGCGUUGACAUUUGCUAUCGGAGGAGAGCACCUCCUAGGCUCUGUUUGGGAUAAACUAGUAAUGUAUAAUCUUGCUGACAGAUUAGGCUUGACCGGUUGGAGCUAGUCGCAUAUCCUUGUUACAAGAUUCAUCGGUUUAUAAGCUCAUUUUUCAUUAAAUUGUAUAGGCCAUUACAAAAUAUUAUCUGUUGGAACAAUCAAUUAUGCUUUUGUACUCACUUUUGAAGUUAACAUUGAAGCCAGUAGCGGAUUCAUUCAUUCAACUAAAAACGAAUGUAUCAAGUUGUGAGCCCAACUUUUUGAUUUUUGGUUU
Pistacia vera is the source of this 736-nucleotide messenger RNA. RefSeq names its product probable gamma-secretase subunit PEN-2. The transcript has 2 exons. Gene Ontology annotation, cellular component: gamma-secretase complex. The coding region runs from base 128 to 529 and encodes 133 amino acids. The record is from RefSeq and is a predicted model, not a curated record. NCBI's taxonomy places the organism in Eukaryota, Viridiplantae, Streptophyta, Magnoliopsida, Sapindales, Anacardiaceae.